Messenger RNA from Selaginella moellendorffii, 443 nucleotides. RefSeq lists its product as uncharacterized. Bases 45 to 407 code for a protein of 120 amino acids. The transcript is spliced from 2 exons. The record is from RefSeq and is a predicted model, not a curated record. Lineage: Eukaryota; Viridiplantae; Streptophyta; Lycopodiopsida; Selaginellales; Selaginellaceae.
CUGUCAAGUUAAAGAAAACGUGGGGACGAUCACUUCAAGAGCCAAUGGAGUACGAGUCCAUCAUCGUUGGAGUUCCAGGGAACACAGCUGAGCUCGAGUGGAAACUCCUUCGUUGGAAUCACAAUGGGAUGAAGUAUAAUCCAUCCAAACCAUACUCUGGCCUUGGCUCUCUUAAGCCGCCAUUGCGAGGAGGGCGCACAAGUAUCAGUGUGGAAGACUUUCCCACCGCUGUGUGGUAUCUGCCCGCAAGCAUGGUGUCCAAGUUUCCGCUCCGGUUCAAGCUUCACCUCGAGGCCGAGAUGCAUCUCGUCUGGUAUGCGAAAAGCAACCGCAUGUACCGCAAAGCCAAUUGCACCAGCGAGACAGUCGAGCUUUCACACGAGUUUGUUGUCACUGAUGGUGAGUGAGAAGCCGGACUGUCAUAUACUUUUUUUCUUGAAAUU